AUGGGCGCCUAUAUCUCUUCCCUCUUCGACACCCUCAGCAAGCUUUCUGGGCGCAAGGAUGUUCGUAUUCUGAUGCUGGGACUGGAUGCCGCUGGGAAAACAACAAUCUUGUACAAGCUAAAACUGGGCGAGAUUGUCACGACGAUUCCGACGAUAGGAUUCAACGUGGAGACUGUUGCAUAUAAGAAUAUACAGUUCACUAUAUGGGACGUCGGAGCGCAGCAUCACAUUCGUCAGCUUUGGAAACAUUACUUUCAGAACACCCAGGCACUUAUAUUUGUCGUCGACUCGGCAGAUACUGUGCGAAUCGCCGAUGCAAAGGAGGAGCUGGAUCAUAUUCUCACCUUUGAGGAGCUGAAGGGUGUGCCUGUUCUCGUACUCGCCAACAAACAGGAUUUACCCGAUGCCAUCGAGGCGACACAGCUCGCGGACAAGCUUGGGCUUGUCACGUUUCGAGACCGACUAUGGUACAUUCAAGCAUGCUCUGCAACUUCGGGAGAAGGUCUUUAUGAAGGUCUUGAUUGGCUCACGAACACGAUGAAACGACUCUAUUGA
Messenger RNA from Serendipita indica DSM 11827, 555 nucleotides. The record is from the annotation of a GenBank genome assembly. Lineage: Eukaryota; Fungi; Basidiomycota; Agaricomycetes; Sebacinales; Serendipitaceae.